Messenger RNA from Artibeus jamaicensis (Jamaican fruit-eating bat), 1941 nucleotides. RefSeq names its product regulatory factor X8 (gene RFX8). Lineage: Eukaryota; Metazoa; Chordata; Mammalia; Chiroptera; Phyllostomidae. Gene Ontology annotation, biological process: regulation of transcription by RNA polymerase II. The record is from RefSeq and is a predicted model, not a curated record. Gene Ontology annotation, molecular function: DNA-binding transcription factor activity, RNA polymerase II-specific; RNA polymerase II cis-regulatory region sequence-specific DNA binding.
AUGGCUGGCUGGCAAUCUCUGCAUCCCUUCACCAGACAAGAAGCUGUGGUGGCUGCUGCCUGCCCACAGCCCAUACUUACAGUGCAGGCCCAGCAAUUCCCACGCCCCAUCCCCAGAUGGAAAGCCAUGGUGGCUGUCACCUGUCUACAGCCCAUGCCAUACAGGCUUGUUGGGCUGGUGGACAAUUUCUGCAUUUGUGAAGGGUACAGUGUGCCUUGUUGCUUCAUGUAUGAGAUCUACGUGGAUACCUGUGGGCAAGAUGUACAGAACCAAGUCAACCUAGCCACAUUUGUGAAGACUUUCUUAGAAGUUGUCUCACUUCUAGGGAAGUCCCUAAAGUUAAAACAAGAUCUUGGUGUGUAUGACAAUGGGUAUCAUUAUGAUGGAAUCAAGAAAAGUUCUUUCUUUUAUGCCCAAUAUUGCUGCCUUCUGAAUGAAAAAAAGCAUUACAGAGUCAAUAAGAUUGUGUUUGAAUUCAGAAGAUGUUUAUUGUGGGAGCAAGAACUGGCAAAGAAGUACUCCUAUAAAAUGAUGUCUUUUCUUGCUGAUGAAUACUGCAACUCUUGCCAAGACAUUUUAUGGAAGAUGAGGAACCAAGAACUUGAAAGGGUGGAGGACUUGCUUACUUCCUUUUGGAAAUAUCUGAAGCAAGAUACCGUCAUUCUUAUGUCAUUGCCUGAGAUGUGCCAGCUCUUUAAAUGCUAUGAUGUGCAGAUGUACAAGGGCUUGGUCCCUGUCCUCCUUAAUGAUUUUCUGUGAGACGUUUCUAUUCAGUACCUAAAAUCUGUCUGGUUAUUUAGUGAGAAACUUAAGCUAUGGCUACUUAAUGGUUUUCCAACCCUCUUAUAGAUCUUCAAACUCAAAGAAGUUACUGUGUUUGUCCAAAGACUAAAAAGAAAAAUAUACCUUUCCAACAUGGCAAAGACUAUUAAAAUGGUAUUGAGAAAUAAUAGAGUCAGCCUUCUGAAAUCAAACCUGAAAGGUAUCAUGAAUGUUUCUAAGGAAGCCCUGCCAAGGAACCUGAGCAGCAUAGGUGACCUGGAAAGCUGGGAAAUGAAAUACAAAUGCUUGAGCAGUUUAAUUUCUUUGCUGGGGACAUCAACAGACCUCAAUGUAUUUCAGAAUUGUCUGUCUUCAAAUCUCCAAAUGUUCAUCUUCUAGCCAAGCAGAAGAAAAGAGGAGUUCUUCAACUUGGCUGCCAGCUCCCAGCUAAGAUGGAAUUUCCUUCCCACCACCAUGAGCAAAGACAUGACCCUCUACGAUAGACAGACAGUUUUGAAGUUGCAGCUACACAGACUGAAGCAGGGGAAGGGGCUGCAUUUGCAGCAUCACAAAUGGCAGUGGGACCCCUCUGCACUCUGCCUGCACCUUCCUCCACCCUCUCCUUUGCUUCCCUGCAUGCCACUCAUGGGAAGGCAUAAGUCCCCUGCUCUGGGAAUUUCUGUAGGAUUUGCUCCAUCUCACACCAGGGUCCUGACAUCUGUUCAUUUGUUGCUUUGGGAAUAUGUGAUUCAUAUACUGCAGUCAGGCAUAGAAGAGGAAGAGGAGAAAGACAGUGUGGGAAAUAUCAUGAAGAUGCUACCAAAUGACCAGUCUGCUGUCCACCCCAAACCUUGCCACCUUCCAGAGACUGCAUCAUCUCAGGAGUGUGAAAGCCCAGCCUGGGUGAUUCUGAAAUUCUUGAGCCAGAGCCUGUCUGUGGAUAUGGGCAGCAUGGUCCUCAGGGUUCUGGGCUUCCUGGUGGACACUGUCACAGGCAAUAAGCUCAUCCAUGUAUUGAUAGAGGACAAGAAAAGCACUGUCAAAUUUUUCUUCCCUGUGGGACAAGAAGCCCUCAUGACACUAAAAGAUGGAUUUAAAAAAAAACCUGUGAUAGCCCUGGCUGAUAUACCCCAAAUUUCUGAAAAUAUUAAUUUCAUGGAAAACAGUGCUAAUAAUUAA